AUGGGCCCACUCCAAAAGUAUGAGCAAUAUGGCAAAUUCCCUUGGAAACUUUUUGUACAUAUCAUAGUACUGCUUUUCUCUUCAGCACAAAUCCUCCUAAUUAUUAAUAUGACAGGAAUUUAUGCUAGAUCAAUGGGAAGAGUUAUCCUGAAGAACUUCUUUGAUGAAGAGAUUGAUUUCUCAGAAGUUGAUUAUGAUCAUCGCAAGUUUAUUUAUGAACAAGAAGAACUUAGAACCAUCAUCGCUGAUUCAGUAGCAAAUUAUUAUGAGAUAGCUGGUGAUGAGAGUACGUCCUUGGAAGAUUAUGGCCAUUUUACCAUCAUGAAUGAGGCAUCUCUAGAAGAAAUCAUUCUCCCUCCCAGACUUAAUGUGUAUUUUAUCAGAGGACAAGGUCGAAAGCAAUUUCAGAAUGAACUUGUUUAUAACCUCAGAGAGGAUGACCUUGGUCCCUUUAAUCCAGACUCAGAAAUUGACUUCCAAGAGUUCUUAUCUAAUGUUACUAAUAUCAAGAUUUUGUACAAGAUCAAGAGUUGUAUUCCUUCAGAUGUCACUACUCCUAUUGAUUGAUUCCAAUGGCAUAUUAACCAAGUUUUUGAUUUUGAUGCUAGAAAUCACUUCACCUUCAGUGUAGAUUGGGAGUAUAUAUACCUUGAUCUCUUUGGAGUAAAUGAACUAGACGGUACCACUGCUAAUUUCAUGACCACUUAUUUCUGGCUUAAUGGUCUUAACAUUGUGUUUGCAAUCUGGUCACUUUUUCUCCAAGUUAUUCAUUUAAGUGCUGUGUCUUCAGCUUAUACCAAAGUGAAAAUGCGUUAUAAAAGCUCGAAAGAAGGAAAGAGUAAUUACAGGAGAAAUCUCCAAAAGAAGAGGCAGUCAACUCUAGAUAAUCUUCCCUUUGAAGCCAACACUCGUAUCAACAAUUCGGUUACCAGCUUCAGCUCUCUCAAUUCACUAAGUUCUAUGGGAAGUAUUAGGCAAACAGAAGAUUCUGGAUCAAGGAUUGGAAGCAACAUGGGUAAAACAACUAUUUCAUCAGAAUAUGACGAAUCAAUUUCACUUGAUUGGAACUCACUUACUCUUUCUGAUAGACUAAAGAUAUAUAACCCAUGGACUUUCUUCAUAAUCUUUGGAGAUGUGUUAUUGAUAAUCGGAUCUGCCUUUUACAUUGUGAAUAAUGACCAGCCAUUCCAAGGAAAUAAUCACAUUCUCGGUCUCUCUGCCUUUGCUCACUGGGCAUCUUGUCUAAAAUACAUCGAAGGAGCAAAGGAUUACAACAUUAUAGCAAAUACCCUGGUGCACUCAGCCAUGCUUGUGCUUAAAGCAGUUCUAGGAAUAUUUCCUGUCUUCAUAGGAUUCGUCCUUCUUGGGUUAUGCUUCUUUAUAGACUCAAAUCUAUUUGGAUCUGUCUCCACAAUAAUGUAUGCUUUGUUCUCUCUAAUGAACGGAGACUCCCCGUUUGUGAUCUGGUAUGAUAUUGCACAGCACCACUUCUUAUUUGGAAGUAUCUAUAUGUACGUUUUCUUACUCUUCUCGAUUAUCGUGAUUGAGAAUGUAUUCAUCGUCCUCAUCGGAGAUGCUUAUGUCAAGAGCAAGUACUUACAACAGACUGACUGGAUCAAGGAGACAGAUCACUUGGGUAAUGUCAUACAGGAAGAUGAAGAAGCAGAGGACCCUCUUAAACCAUUCUAUAAUAAAACUCAGAAGGAAAUCGAGUCCAGAAAAGCACUAGUCAAGAUGUUGCAGGAAGAUAAGGAAAUCCUUAUGAAGGAAUACUACAAAGAUAUUCAGCAGGAAAAGUUGAAGAGACGUUCCUCGAAGGUCGAGGUUGAGGACAGUAUUGAGGAAGAAGAAAGUUCUCUGAAUGAGAGACUCCCACUGAGUACACUAGGCAUGACUCUUUUGAAGUAUCUUACUUAUCUUAAUGAGAAGUUCGAAGAUGAUAUUAACGAGAAAUCAUCAAAGUUCCCUUUCCCUGAGCUUGUCAAGAAGGAAAAAGAGGAUAUUUACGACAGGUACUGCAACUGUUACGAUAGAAUUCAGAAGGAAUUCAAAAAAUUCAAAAAGAGAAAACUUGGAUACCAAGAAAAGCAUAAGAACUUGGUCAAAGAUAUUAAGAAGAUUCAAAAGAUCGAAGAAGUGAAGGAAGAGGAUUAUUAA
Messenger RNA from Moneuplotes crassus, 2157 nucleotides. The record is from the annotation of a GenBank genome assembly. NCBI's taxonomy places the organism in Eukaryota, Ciliophora, Spirotrichea, Euplotida, Euplotidae.